This is a messenger RNA of Perkinsus marinus ATCC 50983, 259 nucleotides long. RefSeq lists its product as hypothetical. The record is from RefSeq and is a predicted model, not a curated record. The transcript is spliced from 2 exons. The annotation marks the transcript as partial. Lineage: Eukaryota; Perkinsozoa; Perkinsida; Perkinsidae.
GUGGACGUCUACGUUCUCGAGUCGGUUUAUCGAGGAGAUUACUCACCGGACUGGCAAUUUCAAAUCGUUCGGGGUCUUCGCGCAAAUGCUAUUCGACGCGUUGCUUGAUACGAGUCAGCAUGAGGCUAGCUUGUUGUACAGAGGACGAGAUCUCGAGCUUUUGCGACAUCGUAAUGGUGGCGGUGGUGGAGUGCCGCAGUCCACAACGAGGUCGUUGCCGGAUUCGGAAGCUAAACGAUAUCUUAUCCUCACGUACCAG